Zasmidium cellare ATCC 36951 is the source of this 1842-nucleotide messenger RNA. RefSeq lists its product as uncharacterized. NCBI's taxonomy places the organism in Eukaryota, Fungi, Ascomycota, Dothideomycetes, Mycosphaerellales, Mycosphaerellaceae. The transcript has 3 exons. Gene Ontology annotation, biological process: mRNA cis splicing, via spliceosome. Bases 1 to 1842 code for a protein of 613 amino acids. Gene Ontology annotation, cellular component: precatalytic spliceosome. The record is from RefSeq and is a predicted model, not a curated record. Gene Ontology annotation, molecular function: RNA binding.
AUGGCAGAACCGCCCAAGAAGCGUGGCCUCACCCUCUAUGGCGACUUGAUCACCCCCGAAACGCGCGCUGAGGUGGAAGCCCGCGAUGCCAAGGCGCUGGCCGAAGAGAAGAAGAAAAAGAAAGACGCCUCACUCAUGUUCAAGCCCACCAAUCUGGGAAAGAAGAACGGAAAACCGGCGCAGAAGCCGAAGCCAACAUUUGCCUCCAUGCACAAGCCUUCCUCCAGCACCUCCACCGGCACUGCACCACCGACGGCCAGUUCGCCAGAUGCACCCACUCAGCAGCUUUCGAGCGAGCCGCAGGACCACCCACCGCCGCCGCCGCCUCAGAAGCGCGGUUUCAACGACUGGCUAGCCGAUGAGGAGCAAGAGCAGGAGUACUAUGAGCGUCGUCCACGCUGGCAGAGCAAGAAGGCGAAGAAGCAGCAGCAACAGUAUCAAGAACAGUGGUCCUGGACUGAUACAUACGACCCUAGUCAGCCUGUCCCUUACGAACAGUACUCUGGCUCGGAUCACUGGAGGGAUACGAAUAGCGACUGGAGAGAGAGACUGCAUGUCGCGCGCGACCAGCAUCGGGGCCAGGCAUCCGGCUAUGGAGGCUACCAAGGAGGCUACAACGGCGGCUACUCCAAUAUGGAUGGCCAAGGAUACAACUCUAACAUGGGCAGCCGUCCACCACCAAACAUGCAAUUCGCAUCCCCACCAAGCUUCGCUCCACCGCAAAGCUUUGCUCCGCCAGCCACCUACAGCCCUGACCCAGUCUCGCGCUCAAAUUCUCUUGGACCGUCGUCUGGACGCAACAGCGGCUUCAGCAAUCGAUAUGACGACAACGGUCGUCCCCCACUCCCACCAGUAGAUUUGAACAAGGACGAGUCUGGUGACGAUGCGUACGCUCGACGCAUGGCUUUGAGCGCACAACCGCCGCCGCCGCCGCCGCCAGCUACUCGCCCACCGAUGCCGCAGGCCAACGCACCAUCAUCACGUGCGCCAUUGUCAGCUGCGGAUCAAGAGAAGCGUGCCAAAGCAGAGCAGCAGAUUGCAGCCAUGAAGGCCAAACUGGCCGCAGCCAAGGCCAGUAGUGCGAGCCCUGCCCCUCCUCCAGCAGCAGCUUCGACGCCGCCGCCACCACCACCACCACCCCCGCCUACCACAGACCCACCUAAAUCUGCCACCGUAAUCUCCGCCCCGCCUACGUACAAUCCUGAAUAUCUCGCCCAGAAAGCCCAGCAAGAGAGACAACAAUCGCUUGGAAAUGACAAGUCAUUCUCUGACGCCGCCGAUGAUGCUCAUGAGCCCCAGUCAAAGGCUCCCGGCCAAGCGGGAUUCGCACAGCGCGUCAUGGAGCGCAUGGGCUAUGAGAAGGGCAAAGGGCUUGGUGCCAGUGGCGAGGGCAUCACGUCAGCCCUUUCCGUCAAGGCCGACAAGCGCAAGAAGAAGCCAGACGCUCAAGGCGGAGGCUACGUCGCCCCGGCCGCCAUGGGCAAGAUCAUGGGCGGUAAGACAAAGAAGAAGGCGGACGGCGAUGAGGACGGCCCCCAUGGUAAGAUGUCGGCGGUAGUGAAGUUUGAGGGCAUGUUAAAGGAUAUGGACGUGGACAAAGCGAUACAGGAUGAGGGUAUUCUUCAAGAGAUAGGCGAUGAAAUGGCGGAGUUCGGUAAGGUGGAAAGGCUGAAGAUAUGGAGGAGUUAUGAAGGCGGCAACGACGAGGUCUUCAUCAAGUUCACCAGCCAACUGAGCGCUCUAAGGGCGAUCAAUGCGAUGGAUGGGGCUGAGUUUGAAGGUAACACCAUCCAGGCAAGGUAUUGGGAUGAUGAAAAGUUUGAGGCGGGCGAGUAUGCCUGA